Molecule: messenger RNA, 937 nt
Organism: Verruconis gallopava
Lineage: Eukaryota; Fungi; Ascomycota; Dothideomycetes; Venturiales; Sympoventuriaceae
Exons: 5
Coding region: 174-617 (147 amino acids)
Biological process (GO): DNA repair
Molecular function (GO): catalytic activity
Source: RefSeq, a predicted model, not a curated record
GCUUGCUUCAACGCCACCGACGCGCGUGAAACUCGUGCUAGUAGACCACUCAUUAAACUACCCCAACCUCAAUAUGCACAUUUCUUGUAUAACUUUACACAAAGACACCGUCUUUCCCGCUAGUUUGUCUGCCUUACCUUAACUUGUCCCGGGCAGUCAUUCUCAUCUUCAGCAUGCCAAACAGCGGCAGAAGGCAGAGUGAGGAGGCGGCUGCGUUCUUCGCUGCGGCGUAUGCCGCUAUCCAGGAGAUUCCCUACGGCAAGGUCACCUCGUACGCCCAUAUUGCACGCUUGAUUGGACGUCCUGAAUGCCCGAGACAAGUAGGUGUUUGUCUCAAACAUCUCCCGGAUGAUCCAACUCAGCGCUUCAAUAACAAGACGGUCCCGUGGCAAAGGGUCAUAAACGCAAAAGGAGGAAUCAGUCCACGAGGUCCAGGGAGUACGGCCAGACAGGCUGCGGCAUUGAGAAAAGAGGGUGUACAGGUUGAUCGUAAUGCAAUGGGCGAAUUCAGCGUGGACUUCAGUACAUAUGGAUGGUUUCCGGACAUGCUGCCUAGUGAGGAAGAAGAGCUUGAGGAUUCCGAUGAAGCUUCCGUGAAGGGUGAGUCUGCAGGAUGAAGGAUUUGAGAACUGUGAUUAUUGGGUUCCUAUAGCCCAAGCUCAAUGCCUGCCACCAAGACCUAUUUGAGUCAUGAAAGCGGGUUGUUUUCAUGUUGAAAAGUCGACCAGCGAACGGAGACUUAUUGCCGCUGUACCAUUUCAGGCUCUGCAAGUUAAUAUCGAAGGUUGUUCUCAAGGUCAGGAUCGCGUGUCGCAACAGAAAGAGCUCGCGUUGGACAUAUCAACCGUUUAUGCCUCUUUACUUCAAGUAGGUGUCUGCUAAUCUCAGCCUGCAUUUGUCCAAUGAAUUGUACAAUGAAAUAGACGUCUUGUCCUUC